This is a messenger RNA of Striga hermonthica, 720 nucleotides long. The record is from the annotation of a GenBank genome assembly. NCBI's taxonomy places the organism in Eukaryota, Viridiplantae, Streptophyta, Magnoliopsida, Lamiales, Orobanchaceae.
AUGCGCUCUUUGUACGUAUGCAACCCGAGCAUGCACAGAGUCGUGCGAGUACCUUCCGGCCCGAAUAAUGCCCGUUUUCAGAACUUGGGAUUCGGCCAUCUUCCCAAGAGGAAUGAGUACAAGAUAGUUAACAUGUUCAAGGGUGAUAAAAUGAAAUGUGAGAUUUUCUCGUUCAAGAGCGGCGAAAACGUGCAAUCGGGUUCUUGGAGAACAAUUAAGGAUUGCCCGUCUAAUAAUGCAUGGUGGAUGGACGGAUAUCCCGUUUGUGCUAACGGGAUUAUGUAUUGGACGCUUUCGUCCUUAUGCGAAAAUAAGUCCAUCUUGUGUCUGAAUUUGGAAAACGAAGAAUUUAGCAGCAUUUGUUAUCCGGUGCACGGAAAUAGAAAGUACAGUUUCUUGGAGUGUGUCGGGCUAAUGGGAGAUUUACGUGUGGUGGGAUUAUCAGCCGAGGAGCCAAAAACGAUCGAUAUUUGGGCAUCGAACGAUAAAGAGAAGGAAGUUUGGGGGAUUGAAUGCAGAGUCGAUCUUUUCCCUUUGUGUCCUAAGUUUAUAAUUCCUACUUGUGAUGGUGAGUCUGAGGAAAUAUUGGUGCAUAUAAGUGAGAAGGAUUUGAUUUGUUAUAAUGUAAGGAGUGGGACUUGGAGGAGGGUAGAUUAUUACAAGGGUAUGAAGACCUAUAAUAAACCAUGCUUGUACUAUGAUAGCCUUGUUCCUCUGUAA